Spathaspora passalidarum NRRL Y-27907 is the source of this 3501-nucleotide messenger RNA. It is a transcript of the gene STR2, whose product is annotated as cystathionine gamma-synthase. NCBI's taxonomy places the organism in Eukaryota, Fungi, Ascomycota, Pichiomycetes, Serinales, Debaryomycetaceae. Gene Ontology annotation, biological process: transsulfuration. The record is from RefSeq and is a predicted model, not a curated record. Gene Ontology annotation, molecular function: pyridoxal phosphate binding; cystathionine gamma-synthase activity. The coding region runs from base 19 to 1794 and encodes 591 amino acids. The transcript has a single exon.
ACGUAUAUAUAUAUAACCAUGCAAUUACAAACCCUGCCCUCACAGGAGAUAGGGAUGCCGAUCCCUAAUAUCCCACACGCUGUGUCGGUAACGUUACCCACUUGGGAAGCAACCGUGGGGUACGAAGAAGGCGAGGACUGGGUGGUGAGCAAGAUGCGCUCGGGAUACCCUCGGUUCUUUAUUCAUCCUAUAAUCCAAGACCUUUCCAAGCGAGUCGAGCACAAGUACGGGAGGGAUGGUGAGCGAUGCAUGAUUUUCCCCAGUUACAAAGUGGCUAAGAGAUGUCGAGAAUUCAUCCAAUCCAAGGCGAAAACUAAUGCCAGCCGGAGAGUGUUGCAGUUGAGCACACCUGCCCCGGCUCUGGAAGACGACAAGUCGACCGUUAUUGCUGCCACUAUUGGGGUCGUGUUUUUCCCAGCAUCAGAGUAUCCCCUUGCAAAGAAUUACUGGCAGCAUUCCGGCGAAGGUAUAAGUUCCAGAAUGGGGGAAUAUGUGUUGAAAGAGUUGUUUGAGAAGGAACCGGUGUCGAAUGGACGUACUGGUAAUAUGAAACUGGAGUUGCAGUCGCAAAAGAUCCAACUGAGAUCGCCAUCGAUCAGUGCUGCUCGUGGUGGUUCGCAAUCUAACAGUAGCAACAAUGGCAGUGCUGAAGUGGACAAGGAGUUCAGCACAUUCAUUGAACAAAAGUAUGGUCGUGUGCUCGAUUUGAAGUUCACUCAGGGUGCCAAAAUGGCAUUGAGACGAAGAAUUUGUGGGAAAGUUGACAAGUCCAAGAAUCAAAUUGAAGAAAUGGAAAAGGCUCGCAGAGGUAAACAUCUUGGAGAAACCGAUGUGUACUUGUUCCCAUCCGGGAUGGCAUCAAUCUUCUUUGCCCAUUUUUCAUUAUUGCAAACCAGUAAAGGUGAACCAAAGAAAUCGGUAUGUUUUGGGUUCCCUUAUGUCGACACCUUGAAUAUUUUAAAGAAGUUUGGUCCAGGAGUGUAUUUCUACGGAUUAGGUGAUGAUGAUUCAUUAGAUGAGUUAGAGCAAGGGUUGGAAUCUGGAGCCAUUGAUAUCAUGGCCCUCUUUUGUGAAUGUCCUUCCAAUCCAUUACUUAAAACCCCUAACUUGGCCAGAAUCAGGGCAUUGGCUGACAAGUACAAUUUCGCUGUGGUCAUUGAUGAAACCGUAGGUAACUUUUUAAACAUCAGUGUUUUGCCAUACGCCGAUAUAGUAUGUUCGUCAUUGACCAAGGUAUUCUCGGGUGAUUCCAACGUGUUGGCUGGGUCGUUGAUUUUGAACCCACUUUCGUCAUACUACCCCACCCUUAAGAAAUUCUUUAACGAAGAGUACGAAGAUUUAUUCUGGGCUGAGGAUGCAUUAUGGUUGGAAAGAAACUCGCGUGAUUUCGCUGAGCGUGUUCACAAGAUAGACAAUACGGCCGAGCAAGUGGUUGACUUGUUAAAUAACAAUGAUUUGAUCUCCAAAGUGUAUUAUCCUUCCUUGAGCGCAUCGCGUAAAUACUAUGAUGUCAUCAAAAACGUCAAUGGUGGGUAUGGGGGAUUGAUUUCAUUCUUGUUUAAGGAUCCCGAACAUGCCGUCAAGUUCUUCAAUGUGGUGAACCUUCACAAGGGACCAAGUUUGGGAACAAACUUCACCUUGGCUUGUCCAUAUGCUAUCCUUGCCCAUUAUCAGGAAUUGGAAGAGAUUGCCCAGUGGGAAGUUGAUAGAAAUUUAAUCAGAAUCAGUAUUGGAUUGGAAGAUCCUGUGGAAUUAUUAAAAGUGUUGCAAAGCAGUCUACAAGAGUGUGUAUAGAGUAGAGUAAGAUGCAUAUACCAUAUUAAUUUGUAUAGAACUAUCUAUUAUGAUGGACUAGCCCUGGGAACUUCAUGUGUUCGCAUGGCUUGGGUGGAUCACCGGUGGGUGGUUUGUGCUGGACUUCCCCGACAUACCAAUACUUUUCGUGAUUAUCGAAAAAGUACUGCCAAUCGGCCAAAUCUCGUUCCACUUCUUCUUGAUCCAAUUCUCGUAAGUCAUAGGUGUACUCUCCUGGGUUCAUGAAACAACCCGUGACGUAAACUCGCGCAGCAUCCUUGCCGGCCAACUUGUUGUAUGUCCCCCUGGGACCGUAAAUGCUUCGUGAUAUGCUGACAUCGUAGACGCGGCCAUUUAUGCCGAUGUAUAUGGGGAGGCUUGGGUCUGUUCCGUUGUAUAACGCGAGUUGUUCUGUUGUCAAGUUGACAAAGUUGUUUGUGAGUCUAUGUUUCAAAUAGUUGACACUGGUCCAUUUGCCAUUGUAUCCCCAAGUGGUUGUUGAUGUGAACCACCACGAGAAGCAGGCGUUGAAGAGGAGAAUGCCCCCGAGUAUCCUCAAGAUGUCGAUGAAUCCAAAGUGAUUUCGUUCAGCCAUUUGGUGGUGAAUAAAGAAGUAACAGGUGAUGGUAUUGAUCUGAACAAACAAGCAAAACCCAAAAAAAAAUAAAUAUGAAUUUUCUAUAUUAAACUUUACAAUAAAUUACAAAUAAAUAUACACAAGUCUAAUUCUUCAUGAAAAACACUUCAUCGUUCAAUUGGGCCGUGUUGGCGUUGUUAUUACUGAAAUUCAACCGGUCAGCGUCGGCACUCAACAAAUCCGCCCAGAACUCGUCAUUCAACGUCAUGUAGCUCGACUCUAAAUGAUCGGGAUGGGCAAGGUUAUGCAGAAACGAAAGACUGUUGCGUCCCAUAUUGCUGUUGUUCAUAGUUGGGUCAAUAGCACCCGUGGAGACCGAGGGCAUUCUCAGUAAAUCGUGUUGUUGCAGCUCGGACAAUGGCAUCAUUGGCUGGCCCUGGCCGUUGAAUGCUGGGUUUCCUAUGUUGAAUCCUACUCCAGAGUUGAUUCCUCGGAAACUGUAAUGUGAUGGUGAUACCUUGGAAGAGCCAGCAUCGCCACCUGUUCUCAUUGGUUCAGGCUGGGGGAACAAUGGUUGAAGGUGCUGUUGUACUCCAGGUGAGUUCGUGCUUACACCUGCCAUCGGUGUGUUAUCAGCCGAAUUGAACAUGGGAGCUGGCCCGUCCUUUAGCCCUGCUCCUGAAUCAGAAUUAGACCGUUUGUUCUCUUUACCAUUGGAAGAUUCACGACGGACGCUGGCAGCGUAUGACAAAAUGUCAAGCGGCACAGAAGAACCAACCCGUUCUGGCUCGUCAGUUAAUAAUGACUUCCUAUUAGCUUUAGCGUGUGAUUGGUACAUUGAAACCAAUUUCUCCAUUUCAUUAAUUUCAUUUUCAUUAGGCUUGAAGUUCUGUGGCGUCUCUCCACUCUUUCGUAAUAAAUCUUGCACUUCUGUAGCAUAAGUCUGGAUAAACAACUGCAACACUAAUCUUGUCUUUUUCAAAAAGUGAUUGGUUGGGUGCAUUAAAUUGGCCUGCUCCACUAACUUACUGGUUCUUUGGAUGGCUGUGACUGCAUGUCUAGGUACCAAAUCCUUCUCAAUCAACGAAGGUAAUGACAAAAUCAAGUAUCUUAAUCUCAACAACAUCCCU